AUGCCUCCCCGGAAAAAACAAAAGCUUUCAUCUCAAGCCCCAUCCACGCCGUCGCAGGCCGAUAAGGCCCCCUCAGUUCCUUCAAGCCAGCCCGCCGCGUCGAAAACAGAUGCCGAUGCCGAUUCAGCUGCUAUCGAUCCGUGGACCGAUGAGCAAGAGACAUCAUUACUGAAGGGAAUAAUUAGAUGGAAGCCUGCAGGUAUGCACAAACACUUCCGGAUGCUCGCAAUAUCGGACCACAUGAAAAGCCAAGGUUAUGCGACGGAUCAACAUACACGAAUACCGGGUAUAUGGGCGAAACUUGGUAAUCUGUACAACCUUGCUGCAUUGGAUGAAAGGGAAGACCCAUUUGCAACCGAUGGAUCCGAAGACGUAGACGUCUCUAAUGAACCUUAUUGUCCCUUCUCCUUGGAGGAGGAGGAAUAUGGUGAUAUGAUGUUUGAGAGGAGACUGGCGCCCGAUGGCUCAUCCUCACCUCCCCCCAGCCUUCCACUUCCUUCGCAGAGAGGGAGCACAAUAGCAGAUACCGAUGAGCCUCGUUCAUCACCCGCUCCGUCGCGCGGCGGUAGGCGCAGAGGGCGCGCUACCCGGAGGACUAUGGGAACUCGAUCGUCCAAGCUGCAGCGGGAAUUAGGUCCCGGUGGCAAGACUAGUAAUAAUGGGGACGAUGCUGGAGAAGAUGGUGGGAAUGCGAGCGAUGCUGAACAGUCGCAGGCGGCGGGGUCACCAGCUGCAAGAUCAACUCGAGCAACUACAAGGGGGAAACCUAGGCGCGGAAGGCCGCCAACAAGACGUGGGAGAAGGAGAUGA
Molecule: messenger RNA, 810 nt
Organism: Uncinocarpus reesii 1704
Lineage: Eukaryota; Fungi; Ascomycota; Eurotiomycetes; Onygenales; Onygenaceae
Exons: 4
Coding region: 1-810 (269 amino acids)
Biological process (GO): regulation of transcription by RNA polymerase II
Cellular component (GO): NuA4 histone acetyltransferase complex; nucleus
Source: RefSeq, a predicted model, not a curated record